AUGCUGCUGACCUGGGCAAGUAUAUCACUGGUGACAAGGCGCUGGCCUCAAACGCCUACCUGCCAGGACCUCCUGGCCUGCCUGGGGGCCAAGGCCCACCCGGGUCCGCCAGGUGCACCAGGAAGAGAUGGUUCUAAGGGGGAAAGAGGAGCACCUGGGCCCAGGGGUUCUCCAGGACCCCCUGGUUCUUUCGACUUCCUGCUGCUUAUGCUGGCUGACAUCCGCAACGACAUCGCUGAUCUACAGGAACAGGUGUUUGGGCACCGGACUCACUCUUCAGCGGAAGAGUUCCCUUUACCUCAGGAGUUAUCCAGCAACUCAGAAACCAUGGACUUGGGCUCUGGAGAUGACUCCCCAAGAAGAACUGAGGCAAGAGACUGGGGAGCCCCCACAGACUUUUAUCCAUAGCACACCCCAACAUUUUCAGGCCAAAGGAAGAGAAAAGAGUGUUUUCUCCUGCAGUUAAAUCAUCUAAAGAAGAAAAAAUCACUGGAGACCUAGAAAAGACACAUU
Galeopterus variegatus (Sunda flying lemur) is the source of this 513-nucleotide messenger RNA. RefSeq names its product collagen and calcium-binding EGF domain-containing protein 1-like. The coding region runs from base 1 to 408 and encodes 135 amino acids. The record is from RefSeq and is a predicted model, not a curated record. Lineage: Eukaryota; Metazoa; Chordata; Mammalia; Dermoptera; Cynocephalidae. The transcript has 4 exons.